This is a messenger RNA of Monoraphidium neglectum, 786 nucleotides long. RefSeq names its product Tetrapyrrole-binding protein. The transcript has 4 exons. Gene Ontology annotation, molecular function: tetrapyrrole binding. Gene Ontology annotation, cellular component: chloroplast. Lineage: Eukaryota; Viridiplantae; Chlorophyta; Chlorophyceae; Sphaeropleales; Selenastraceae. Bases 1 to 786 code for a protein of 261 amino acids. Gene Ontology annotation, biological process: chloroplast-nucleus signaling pathway. The record is from RefSeq and is a predicted model, not a curated record.
AUGGCGCAGCAGCUUGGUAUGCGGGGGCAGAGGCUGGGCAGCUCGGGGCAGCAGCGGGCUAGAUCAAGCCGUCCCGUCUGCCCGGUGCAGAGGCUCCCUUCUCGGACGCACAGCAGCAGCAGCGGGGUGUUUCCCCGGCACGUCUGCCUCGCGAAGCUAGAUGAGGUUUCACUGUUUUCCGACAGCAGCUUGCUCGGCCCCAGCAGCGCGUCGACUUCGGCAGCGGCCCAGGCGGCGGCGGGCGGCAUCGACGCCGUCGAGCUCAAGAGCAAGCUGGGCCUGGAUUACAGUGUCCUGGCGCAGCACCUGAAGGAUGGGGACUUCCGGAAGGCCGACGACGAGACGCGGGCUCUCCUGAUCAAGAUGGCGGGGCAGGGCGCGGUGGGCCGCGGGUGGGUGUACUUCACCGAGGUCAAGACCAUCCCCGCGGAAGACCUGCAGACGGUCGACGCCCUGUGGCGUGCGGCCAGCAAGGGCAAGUUCGGCUACUCCGUCCAGAAGGAGCUCUUCGUCCAGGCCGCGCGCCGCUGGCCCAAGUUCUUCAAGCAGAUCGACUGGACGGUCGGAGAGAACAACGUCUACCGUAAGUGGCCGGCCGAGUUUGUGUACUCGAUGGAUGCCGUCAAGGGCCACCUGCCGCUGACCAACGCGCUGCGCGGGACCCAGCUGUUCGAGGCGCUGCUGCAGCACCCCGCGUUCGACAAGCAGGCGGCGGCGGGCGGCGGCCGGGCGGCGAGCAUCGACGAGCGCAGCAAGGCCGCGGGCGCCAACACGCUCAAGUUCUGA